Molecule: messenger RNA, 2486 nt
Organism: Thamnophis elegans (Western terrestrial garter snake)
Lineage: Eukaryota; Metazoa; Chordata; Lepidosauria; Squamata; Natricidae
Gene: KIF9
Product: kinesin family member 9
Exons: 20
Coding region: 2-2428 (808 amino acids)
Biological process (GO): microtubule-based movement
Molecular function (GO): microtubule motor activity; microtubule binding; ATP binding
Source: RefSeq, a predicted model, not a curated record
CAUGUGCCUCAAUUCGAAGAAAGUGAAGGCCUUCGCACGGGUCAAGCCCACGGCCGACUUUCCUCAAGAUGUCAUCAGAUUCGGAGCCGACAACAAGACGAUCGAGGUUCACAUCGAGCGGGAUCGCUCCAAAGGCAUCGUCAACAACAAGGUGACCGACUGGUCGUUUAAGCUGGACGGCGUCCUCUACAACACGUCGCAAGACCUGGUUUACGAUACGGUGGCCAAAGAGCUAGUCUCACAGGCCCUGAACGGCUAUAACGGGACCAUCAUGUGCUACGGGCAGACUGGAGCCGGCAAGACCUUCACCAUGACGGGGACCACCGGAAACUUCAAGCACAGGGGGAUCAUCCCUCGGGCUAUCCAGCAGGUGUUCAAGUCCAUGGAGAAGCAUAGCAAUCAGUUUAUCACCGUCCGGAUUUCUUACCUGGAGAUUCACAAUGAGGUCAUCUCGGACCUCCUCCCCUCCCUCAGCUCAGAGAGCGACCUCCCGUUGUCCAUAGUGGAGAGCCCCCACGGGGUCUCCGUCAAGGGCCUCUCCAUCCAUCCCGCUCCCAACGAAGAAAUUGCAUUAAAUCUCUUGUUCGAGGGCGACACCAACAGAUCUGUGGGUCAGCAUGCCCUGAACAAGCAUUCCUCCAGGUCUCACUGCAUCUUCACCAUCUACAUCGAGUGUCACUCGAGGAUCGUUUCUGACGCCAGAUACGUCACUUCCAAAAUUAAUCUGGUCGACCUCGCGGGCUCGGAGAGGCUGUCAAAAAGCAAAUCGGAAGGAUUUGGGCUGAAGGAAGCGACUUACAUCAACAAAUCGCUGUCCUUCCUGGAGCAGGUGGUCAUCGCCCUGUCGGACUGCAGCCGGGACCACGUCCCCUUUCGGCAGAGCAAGCUGACGUACACCUUGAAGGAUUCCUUGGGUGGGAAUUGCAACACUGUCCUUGUGGCUAACAUCUGCAGUGAGUCCAUCCACAUCGUGGAAACGCUGUCCACGCUUCGUUUUGCCACCAGAAUGAAGUGGGUGACUACCCUGGCGAUUGUCAAUGAAAAAAUCAACUCGGAGAGGAUGGUGAAGAACCUGGAGAAAGAGGUCCUCUACCUGAAGGAAGAGUUGGCGAUGCACAACAGUUUGCUCAAUCGCUCUCCCGUGACCUACGAGCCUCUGAAUGAAAUCCAGAUCAACGAAAUCAACUCCCAGGUCCGCCGAUUCCUGGAGGGAACCAUUGAUGAGUUAGAUAUCACGAGCAUCCGUCAAAUCCAAGAGAUCUUUAACCAGUUCAAAAUCAUCUUAAGCCAACAGGACCAGGAGGUGGAAGCCCGACUGCGGAGCAAAUAUGCCCUUAUAGACAAGAGCGACUUUGCGAUGCUGUCGGCCAUCCAGAAGGCAGGGAUAGUGGACGCUGAUGGACACCUGGUUGGAGAAAUGGACGGACAAGGGUUUGGAAUUGGCUCGGCCCCUUUCUCCUCCAAGCCUGGCAAGAAGAUAAAAGCCAAAAAGGGGAAAGAUCAGAUCAGCCCCACCACUCGCAAGGAAGGCCUCAGCAGCCCCAUUUCUGGAAAAGACCUGGAAACCCUUUCGGGAUCUCGCAGCCAAGUGGCGGCUUCCGGCAAGGACCUGGAUGGGAAAGAAGGCCUGUUCCGUGACCAGGAGGCCUCCAGCCUUGACACACAUCGCUCCGACUCGGCCCCCAGGGACGACAGCAGCCUGAGACCCAGUUCCCCGCCAACCAGGACGUCGGCCUUCGAGGACUUCAAGGGGGAGCGAGGCAGUGAGAUCAACCGCAUCUUCAAGGAGAACAAAGCCAUCCUGAGCGAACGCAAGAGGAAACUCGGGGAGGUGACCCAGAGGAUCAACCUGGUCAAGCAGGAGAUGGACGUCACCCGCCAGGCCCUCGAGAUCCAGAAACUGGAGCGGGAGCAGCAGGGGGAGUACCUGAACGAUGAAGGGCAGGUCAUCAUCGACGAAGAAGAGUUCCUCCUCAUUAUGAAGCUGAAGGACCUCAGGAAGCAAUACCGGGAGGAUUUUGGGGAGCUGCGGGAUCUCCGCUCCGAGGUCCAGUACUGUCAGAGCCUGGUGGAUCAAUGCCGCAAUCGGCUGCUCACCGAAUUCGACAUCUGGUACAACGAAUCCUUCCUGAUCCCGGAAGAGGUGAAGGAAGCCCUUCGGCCAGGGGGAUCCAUCAGGCUCGGCAUGAUUCCCAUGAACAGAGUCCUCACUCUGGAUGAAGACGAGCAAGAGAGAUUCGACCGGAUGCAACAGGAGGUUCUGCCCUUUUGCCCGGCUUCCGUUUCCUUCUACAACGCCAAAGCAAAGGUGGACCGUAAGCACAAGUAUUCUCGAGCCAUGAGCGCCUUUGAGCAAAUGAGGAAGAAGCCGGGGUCCGUCCAAUCCGCGGUGAAGACUAAGCCUCCGUCUCUGCUGGACAUCAUGUAGCCGAGAGGGAGAAAACGAUGCCCGUCUCACUUACUUACUUUCUUACGAGUAAAACCAC